UAUGACUCAUCUGUGCUACAUUUGUUUUGUAUACACAGUGUUGGGCGGCAAUGACAGAGAAUCAAAAUAAUGUUUUUUCUACAUUUUUUCAGUUAUUGUGAUACACCCGAAUUGUGUACAAUCAAUGAAUGUAUAGAAAAAGGAUAUUCAUAGCAGCGGAUGGCGUCACAGCAGGCUGAGAAGGUCAGCUCAAAUGCUGAUGGCAGCGACUCCUUUAAACGACAAGGAUCAUUCAGGAAGGUGCUACCAUCAGAUCCUAGUGCAGAUUCUCAACUCAGCAUGUCAGCAAAAAUGAUUGACAGGCCUAUUAUAAACAGCGGCAAUCAAAAGGUGUACAGUCAGUUUCAACAGGAGUACUGCAUUAUAUCUGAAUACAACAUGCUAAGAAAACAAGAUUUGCCUGGUGUUUACGUCAUUCCAUCUGCUCGGAGCUCACUCUUGUGGUUUGGGGUCCUGUUCGUCAGGCAGGGGAUGUACCAGGGUGGAGUAUUUAGAUUCACAUUACAUCUUCCAGAGACCUUCCCAGAUGGUGGUUUUCCUAGAAUUGUGUUCCAGUCCAAGAUAUUCCAUCCAAUGAUCAGCAAUGAAACAGGUGAAAUAGACAUCAGAAGUGGAUUCACAGAAUGGUGUAAAAAUGUAAAUCACAUAUGGCAGGUACUUCAGCACACCUGGCGAGCUUUCUACAAGGUGGAAAGUAAAAUACCAUUAAAUGUAGAAGCAUCUGAACUUUACUCAAAAAAUCCAACAGCUUUCCAAGAAAGAGUUCAGGAAUGUGUGAAAGAAAGCCAGGCACAUGUUUAUGACCCACCACCGACAGAUGAUUUGCAUUACAUUUGCUUUGAGCCAUAUGAUCAUGAAGUGCAUGGACCAGUCCGAGAGUCCAUCAUUAGAAUGAAGGAGAAUAACAAUGAGAAUCGGUCUGGUGGACUGUCAUGGGUGCAGCCAGGUUCGCUUCAGCCUUUUUCGAAGCCAGAUUCUUGAUAUUUGUAUGAAAUAGAUACUUCUGAAAAAUCAGAAUCUAAAAUGUUUUAUAGGUGAGGAUUUUUGGAAGUUAUGUCUUGUAAUUGUUAACCAGUUUUAAAAAUUAUUUAUAUUGUAAUAAGGAUAAAAUAAUUUUUGUAUUGUGGAAUUUGGGGUUUUAUAAAAACAAAGUUUUCGUACAUUUAUUAAGAAAGGUAAACAUUCAAUUGGUGGUAUGUAUACAGUCUGAUGCCAGUUCUGUGGUUUUCUUGUGCUGGUAUGGACUGUCUCCUGAAGCAUAAUUUUGAACAAAUGUAAAGUUAUUCUUUUAAAACAACAUUACAUUUUAAUGUACCCUGCGAGUGAUACACAAAUAACAUGUUGUUAUUUAUAGUUAAUAUUCUUCUUGUGUGUGCAAAGCUGUGUGUGUUAGGGGAUGUAUGAUCUAAGCAAUAACAUUUGUUGGUCUUCCAUUGUACAGUUAAUCAACCAUAGUUGUGUCUUACGUGUUUAUAGUUAAGUUUGAGUGUACCUCUGUGCUUCAGCCAUGAGAAUUUGUAUUUUAUGAUGUUGAUAAUACCAUUGGUGACUAACACGCACAAUGUACAGUGUAUAAUGUAUUAUUUGAGGUUCACACUGUUACCAUUUUCUGUAUAAUAUCAGUUAAUGAAAUCUUUUGUGUGCUAUAAAUUGCUGUGGAGAGUUGUAAAGACAUUUCAUCACCAUGGUUGAAAGUUCUUUAUCCCCCAGUUGACAUUUGUGAAAAUCUGUUUUUAGUAAGCCCCUGUAUUUGAUGCUGUGAACUAGAUGACGAAUCUUGAUUGCUCAGGGAGCCAAGAUACAUCAGAAAUGCCAAAUUUUCAGUCCUUCAUAGAAGUGUCAAGAACAGCAGAAUUUAAACAACUUUUGUGAUUCGUAAGUUUUGUAGAAAUAAUAUUAAUGAAAAAGGAUAGUAUUUGUCAGUUUACAGAAGGUAUACAAUAAUUUAGUACAAAAAUAUCUGGUGCAGAGGAGUUGCAUAGAUUACAAUGAAGACUGUGUUUUCUUCUGAAGCAAUACUCCAGAAGUAAUGAAACUGUUAUCAGUAUUACUGUUAACCAAAAUACACGAAAUACAUUAUUUAUUUGAUCAGAAAUUUCAUUUUUGUUGGUGUCAGUGUUUCUAUGUCCUAUAGUGAUAACUCGGUAUAUUUUAUUAAAUGGCAACUACAGUAUAUAUGAGUUGCUAAAAGAUUGUAUUGUACUAGUAUGUUGGUUGUGUGAAAUGAAGUUUCAAAGUUCCUGCUUUGUACUUUUAAAUGCUUCAUGUACAAAGCAACAUUGUAAUUUAAAUCAAACUUUAUGAUAUCAUCACAAAGCUUUGUGAUCUAAGUAUUGGGGACUGUAACUCAGUUUUGGCAUGAAUGCCCAAAACAAUACAAUUUACUGAGAACUAUGUCUUUUCAGUUGCUAUCUUGUCUAACUCUGUGACUGCUGCCUAGACAUUUUAAGCUAAGAGAUAAAACAAUUAUUGUACUACAUUGCAAAUAAGUGAACAGUAAAUCCAGCACAUUGCUGCCAUUA
Schistocerca americana (American grasshopper) is the source of this 2522-nucleotide messenger RNA. RefSeq names its product protein crossbronx homolog (gene peo). Lineage: Eukaryota; Metazoa; Arthropoda; Insecta; Orthoptera; Acrididae. The transcript has 7 exons. The coding region runs from base 160 to 981 and encodes 273 amino acids. The record is from RefSeq and is a predicted model, not a curated record.